AGACGGGGCUGCUGGGAGGACGAAUUGAGCGGAGAACAGACCACAGUAACAAAGUCCUGCUGUUCUGCGAGGAACCGUCGGGCCGCUGGUUCUGCUGAGCGGUUCUGUCGGGUUCUGUCGGGUUCUGUCAGAGAGAACCACCCUGCAGAGGAACCGCAGGGUUCUCCAGGUGUAGACAUGGUCUGCAGAGUGCUGCUGGUCCUCCUGCUGUCUCUGGGCGUCUCUGUCCCCUCAGGACGGAGCCAGAGCUCGUCUCAGGACGCCUUCAUCAUCCAGUACCUGGAGAGGAGGCUGGUCCAGGUGGAGGAGCGUCUGGGUCAGUGUGAGCAGAGGACGGUGAGUCUGAGCCAGAGGACGUACGAGCUGUCCUCCGAGGUGAGGGGGUGUGUGUCCAGGCUGAGCGCCCUGAGGUCGGAGGUCAGCAGCCAGGCGGACGGCGUGUCGGCGCGGGUGGAGCGGCUGGAGCGGGAGCUGGAGUACCUGGAGAACCGGUUCCCCGUCCAGAGCCAGGUGGAGGUGGAGGCGGCGCUGCUGGAGGAGCAGAUCCGAGCCGCCGAGCUGGAGCUGCAGGGGGCCUGGGACCGGGACCGGGGCCGGGGCCGGGGCCGGGGCCGGGACCGGGCGGAGCACGACUGCGGUGCGGUUCUGGACCAGAUCAGGUCUGUGAAGAUCGUGAAGAAGGCCGGAGACGCUCAGGGUUGCUGGUUCAAAGACCCGACCGCAGGCUCCAGCAAGGUCUACCUGCUCAGCGGCGUCCAGAACGACACGGUGCUGGAGUUCGAUUCCCUGCAGAGCUUCGUGGAGCAGGGCGGCAGCCCCGGAGCAAGGCAGCUGCAGCUCCCCGCCCACUGGCAGGGUUCCGGACACACGGUCCACAACGGGUUCCUCUACUUCCACAAGGCCGACACACACAACCAGAUCCUGAAGGUGGACCUGCUGAACCGGACCGUGGUGGACAGCACCCUGGUCCCGGGCGCCGGCCGGCUGCCGGUCUACAGCCUGAACCCGGACACCUACCUGGACCUGUCCGUGGACCAGCUGGGACUCUGGGUGGUCCACGCCGACCCGGACUACGGAGGGAACCUGGUCCUCACCAAGCUGGACACAGGGACCCUGGCGGUGGACUUCAGCUGGGACACGCAGUGCCGGAGCCAGGACGCCGAGGGGGCCUUCCUGAUCUGCGGGACCCUGUACGUGGUCUACAGCAGCCGCUAUGGGGGGCGGGCCAGCAUCCAGUGUGUGUAUGACGUCCACGACUCCGUCCACAGUGUGGACGGUCCGGUCCGGUUCUUCCCGAAGCGGUUCAGCAGCCACAGCAGCCUCCGGUUCCACCCUGAGGACCAGGACCUGUACGCCUGGGACGACGGCUACCAGACCAUCUACCGGGUGGAGACGGUCCAGACCCAGAGAGUCCCCGUGGACUGAGGACAGACCCUCUGGACCCGACAAGCCGAUGUGGACUGAGGACAUACUCUGUGGACCCAAGUGUUCCUGCAUAUUGAAGACGGACUCUCUGGACCCAAAGAGUCCCUGUAGACUGAAGGCAGACUAUUUGGUUCCAGAGAGUCCCACUAGACUGAGGACGGACUCUCUGGACCCCGAGAGUCCCUGUAGACUGAAGACGGAUUCUUUGGACCCGGAGAGUCCCUUCAGACUGAAAGUGGACUCUCCAGACCUCCUGGUCCACUGCCGGCCCCUCCUGCUCUCCUCCUGGGUUCAGACCGCUUCUGACCCUUCAGACCUGAUCUUUCACACCAUGGAACCCCAGACCCUCAGGACUUCCUGGGUCACAGGACCUGGUCUCUGCAGGUCUCUGGUCCCAGACCGAACCGGCCCGUCACCACGGUUCUAGCACCGACUCCCGACAAGUCAGCUCAGUAUUCCAGGUUCUGGUUCAGGUUUAGGGUUCAGGUUUGGUCACUGGUCCGGGUUAGUGUUUAGGGUCUGGGUUUAGGUUUUAAAAGAAUUCUACGAAGAUUUUGGACCCACACCCGAUCCCUGUCAUUUUUAUAGUGAGACAAGAUCAUACAUACCUUUAUUGUCUCUCUGCGUCCAGCAGCUGGCUCCCAGCUGUUAGCAUC
Molecule: messenger RNA, 2081 nt
Organism: Salarias fasciatus (jewelled blenny)
Lineage: Eukaryota; Metazoa; Chordata; Actinopteri; Blenniiformes; Blenniidae
Gene: olfml1
Product: olfactomedin-like 1
Exons: 8
Coding region: 178-1425 (415 amino acids)
Biological process (GO): signal transduction
Source: RefSeq, a predicted model, not a curated record